AUGUCUUACUUAGGCUCAUCAAAAAUUAUUAAGAAACUUUGCGGAAUUGAAGGUGCUGAUGGCAAAAAAGCUCUUCAAAAAACCAUCAUUUCAGUCAUUUAUACAGAAAAACAAAUUAUUGAAAAAAAUCAGUGUGAUAAAAAAUACGAAAAUAUUUCUGCUCCAACCACCGAAUUAGUUGCUCUCUUAACUCCAUACGUUAAAAAGAUUGGUGUCAAAUCAUAUUUAGAACAAAUGUCUCAAGUUGAUCUUAGUACUUUAUACGAAGACUUCAAUGAUGAAGAGUCCGAAAAAGAAAAAGAUAAAAAGAAAAACAAAGUUUUCUUAGUUAGAAAAAUUACCAGCGGUAUCACCGAAGAUUUCGAUGGCUACUUUACCAAUCUUAAAGGCGACAAAUUAAAGAUUUUCUUACAACUUACUGCCUCACAAUUAUCCCCAAAGAUCAUCGAAGAAAUUACUUUAGUUGGUGUUGAAAUAUUCCUUUUCAAUGUCCAAACCGCCACCUUAAAAUACAUUUGUGAAAAAUUAGGCUAUGUUGUCCCAAAUAACAAUCCAAAUGUUAUGGUUACCUCUAUUCUCACUGGCGCUGUUCCAGCCAAGAAAGAAGCUCCAGCUAAAAAAGUAAUCACCUUCUCAAAGAAGAAAUUACCAUUAAAAAAAGGUCUUAGAUACCACGAUAUUUUCCAACAUUACUAUGUUGAAGAAUUACAAAGUUUCUGUCGUGAAGAAGGUUUAAAAAUCUCUGGUACCAAAAAAGAAGUUAUUAACCGUAUUCUUAACUUUUUAAAUCAUGGUAUUGCUGAAAUUCCAAAAGGUAAAAAAGUUGAUGAUGCUGAAGAAGAAGAAGAAACCAAAGAAGUUGCCCAAGAAGCUGUUACCGACGAAGAAGAUGAAGAUGAUGCUGAACUUGAAGAAGUUGAAGUUCCAGAAACUGUCGCUGAAGUUGCCCCAGCAAAAUCACCAAAAUCAACUCCAAAAAGACAAACCUCUAAAAUUGUUGCUCCAUCACCAUCAAAACCAAAAAAAUCAACCAAGUAA
This is a messenger RNA of Dictyostelium purpureum, 1038 nucleotides long. RefSeq lists its product as uncharacterized. Lineage: Eukaryota; Evosea; Eumycetozoa; Dictyosteliales; Dictyosteliaceae. Bases 1 to 1038 code for a protein of 345 amino acids. The transcript is spliced from 2 exons. The record is from RefSeq and is a predicted model, not a curated record.